UGAAUCGCCAACGAGGACGGGGAGAGCUUCAGAUCUGCAACGGAGGAGGGGAAGGCGCCUUGCAGUCCGACCCCGGGAAGGGUUACUCACAACGUCCCUUUUCUUUUGAGGAGGUGGCUGUGUGUUGCACCAAGCCAGAGUGGGUGCUCCUGAAUCUAGGCCGAAGCCAUGCUGGAGGACUAUGGGAGUGAGGCCUUUGUGGAAGGUGAUCAAGAGAAUGAGGAGGAUGAGGAACUGCACCAUCGAUCACCAGAUGAAGUCAAGAAUGAAGACUUGAGAGGAAAUGUCAGGAAUCAAGACAGAGCCAAGAGGCAGAAAGGAAGCCACAUAGUCGAGAAGAGGGAUCAACCCAUUCCCUUUCAGGGAGGAGAUUUCUCUGAAGCAAUUCACGUGGUGGAGGAAACAUACAAGUGCACAGAGUGUGGAAUGAUUUUCUCUGAUGAAACCCAAUAUAAUGUCCAUUUGCAAACACAGUGUGAAAAGGACACCCAUCAAGGCUUGGAAGGUGGAAAGAACUUCUUUUGCAGAGCAGAGUUCCUUCAACAUCAAUUAACACAUGCAGGAGAGAAACAUGACAGUUUCUCAGACUGUGGUGAGAGUUUUUCAGAGAAAUCAGAACUUGCUCAACCCCAAAGCAUUCAUUCAAGAGAAAAGCCAUUCAUCUGUUCGGAGAGUGGAAUGACAUCUUCUGAUGGAGGACAUGGAAAUUUACAUUUCCCAAGGAACAUUCUAACAAAAGCAUGUAAAUGCUUUCGGUGUGGAAGGCACUUUAAAUACAGAUCACAGCUCCUUGUGCACCAAAGAAUACACACAGGGGAGAUACCUUUUGGAUGCUCAGAGUGUGGAAUGAAAUUCAGUGGGCCUGGCAGUCUUCAGGAACAUCAAAAAAUCCACAGAGGUGAGAAGUCUUUUAAGUGCUCAGAUUGUGGAAAGAGUUUCAUGUUGAAUAGUCAUCUUCAGUUGCAUCAAAGAAUCCACACAAGGGAGAAACGUUUUGAAUGCUCAGUGUGUGGAAAUAAAUUCAGUCACAGACAUAGCCUAAUAAAGCACCAAAGAAUCCACACGGGGGAGAAACCUUUUGAGUGCCCAGAGUGUGGAAGACGUUUCAAUCAGAGUGGCCAUCUUCAAGAACAUCGAAGAAUUCACACAGGGGAGAAGCCUUUUGAGUGCUCAGAGUGUGGAAAGAGAUUUAGCUUGAACAGCAGUCUUCAGAGGCACUGGAUAACUCACACAGGGGAGAAACCUUUCGAAUGCUCAGAGUGUGGAAAGAGAUUCAGCCUGAAGAACAGUCUUCAGCAUCAUCAAAGAACCCACUCAGGGGAGAAACCUUUUGAAUGCUCAGAGUGUGGAAAGAGAUUCAAUCAAAGCAUCCGUCUUCGAGAACAUCGUAGAACUCACACCGGGGAGAAACCUUUUGAGUGCUCAGAGUGUGGAAAGAGAUUCAGCUUGCGUGGCAAUCUUUGCAAACAUAUGAGAACUCACCCAGGGGAGAAACCUUUUGAAUGCUUUGAGUGUGGAAAGAGAUUCAGAUUGAAUGACAGUCUUCAGCUGCAUAUAAGAGCCCAUGCAGGGGAGAAUCCUUUUGAAUGCUCAGAGUGUGGAAGGGUAUUCAGUGAAACAGGUAGCCUUCUAAAGCACUUACUAGUCCACACAGAGGAGAAACCUUUUGAAUGCCCAUGGUGUAGUAAGAGAUUCGGUUACAGACGCAAUCUUACAAAGCACCUAAAAAUCCACACAGGGGAGAAGCCAUUUGAAUGCUCUGAGUGUGGAAAGAGAUUGUAUGACAGUAGCAAUUUUCAACGGCAUCUAAGAACCCACACAACGGAGAAACUAUUUGAAUGCUCAGAGUGUGGAAAGAAGUUCAGUCAGAGCAGUCAUCUUCAAGAACAUCAGAGAACUCACACAGGGGAGCAACCUUAUGAAUGCUCAGAGUGUGGCAAGAAAUUCAGCUUGAGUAGCAAUCUUCACAAACAUUUGAGAACUCACACAGGGGAGAAACCUUUUGAAUGCUCUGAGUGUGGAAAGAAAUUCAGGUUGAAUGACACUCUUCAGAUGCAUCAAAGAAGCCACACAGGGGAGAAACCUUUUGAAUGCUCAGAGUGUGGGAAAAAAUUUAGUCAGAGUGGCCAUCUUCAGCUGCAUCAAAGAACCCACACAGGGGAGAAACCUUUUGUAUGCACACUGUGUGGAAAGAGAUUUACUGCCACAGGUAGCCUUCGAAAGCACCAACGAGUCCACACAGGGGAGAAACCUUUUGAAUGCUCUGAGUGUGGAAAGCGCUUUUGUCACAGUAGCAAUUUUCAACGGCAUCUAAGAAUCCACACAAAGGAGAAACCUUUUCACUGCCCAGAGUGUGGAAAAAGUUUUAGUCAGAGUGGCCAUCUGCAACAACAUCUAAUAUCUCACACAGGGGAAAAACCUUUUGGAUGCUCGGUGUGUGGAAAGAGAUUCACUCGGAGUGACAAUCUUCAGCAUCAUCAAAGAACCCAUGUUGAAGAAACCUUUUGA
Molecule: messenger RNA, 2508 nt
Organism: Heteronotia binoei (common prickly gecko)
Lineage: Eukaryota; Metazoa; Chordata; Lepidosauria; Squamata; Gekkonidae
Product: oocyte zinc finger protein XlCOF6-like
Exons: 3
Coding region: 169-2508 (779 amino acids)
Source: RefSeq, a predicted model, not a curated record